AAGGAAGGAAAAUUGAAGGGAAAUUAAGCUUCAUACAAUUUUAAAUUUCUGUCACAAUGGGAAUGGAGACAGCUUUGAAGAAAUAACACUCUUGUACUCUUUACAGGUCCUCCUGGGUUCUUCAUCUCUGCCUUUUUGAUGUGGAAUGGAUUACUGUCAGAGCUGACUCUUCUGUCCUGUAGGACCACCCGGAGUCCCCAAUAACAAACGAAGACGAAGACUGCCGAGUGAUAAAGAAAGGAGCAUUUAUAUAAACUAAGGAAUAAUCUCGAGGUAUCUUGAAGUUCCUGCUGAUCUAUACAAUUUGACUCUUCCUUCUGCACAGAUAAGGAUACAUAUCAGAUUGAACAAUGGCUUUGAUGAUGGUCAAGUUCGAUCUGAAAAAGCGAGUGAAGCUCGCUCAGACAGUCUGGUUUAUGUACUGGUUUGCUGUCAUGGCCAGUGUGCUGCUCUUCAGCAUGGGCCUGUUUUUUAAGAUCGAGCUGCGAAAGCGCUCAGAACUUAUGGACAACAAUGAGAGCCAUUUCUUACCCAAUCUGCUAAUAUUGAUGGGUCUGAUAGCCUGCGCCCUCAAUGGUGUAGGAGGCAAAAUCUGCUAUGACUCACUGGACCCGAACAAGUUUGCAAAGUGGAAGCCCAUGUUGAAGACCUUCUUGGUGUUCUGUGUGGGGUUCAAUGCCCUGCUGCUUGUGACGGCUCUGCUGUGUUUCCUGAUGAGGAUCCCUCUGCAGUUCACCCUGGCUGAGGGCCUGAAGAAUGGCAUGAGGUACUACAAAGACACGGAUACGCCGGGGCGAUGCUACAUGAAGAGGACGCUGGACCUGAUGCAGAUGGAGUUCCGCUGCUGUGGAAAUGACAACUACAGAGAUUGGUUUGAGAUUCAAUGGGUGAGCAACCGUUACCUGGACUUCACUGCAAAGGAAGUCAAAGACCGCAUUGGGAGCAACGUGGAUGGCCAGUACCUGAUGGAUGGAGUCCCGUUCAGCUGCUGUAACCCCGGCUCCCCCAGACCCUGCAUCCAGAUUCAGAUGACCAACAACUCUGCCCAUUAUAGCUACGACCACUACACGGAGGAGCUCAACAUAUGGAGGCGCGGCUGCCGCGAUGCACUGCUAUCCUACUAUGGAGGCAUGAUGAACACCAUCGGAGCCCUUGUGGUCCUGAUCACUAUGCUAGAGGUUGCAGUGACCAUCGGCCUGCAGUACAUCGACAGCUCCCUGUCCACACUGGUCAACCCGGAGGACCCGGAGAGCGAGAGCGAAGGCUGGGUCCUGGAGAAGACGGUGAAGGAGACGUUCACUGACAUCAUGGCCAAAAUGAAGUCUCUGACCAAAGGUGGUAAGGUGGAGGAGAGCGGUGAGGCAGCGGUGGAGACGGUGAGCUGAACUAACCCUUCCUGCCAAAACUGACACCACUAACUCCUUUUAAUGGACUCUCUGCAACACAUUGCAUAAAUAAUAAGACAUAUUCAUACAUAUAGAGGAAGAAGAAGAAGUAGAACGAGUCGUUUUUUUCGAUUUUUACUUUCCCCUGACCAAGCAAGCUACGUUAAAAUACGUUUAAAGAGAUUUUGCUGUUUUGGGUUCUGAAUUUGGAUUUUUUUUUUCUUCACAAUAAAAAGUUCAAAAUUAAAAGUCCAUUAAAUGUGAUAUGACUGUACAUAGUGUAGUGAGGAUGGUGGUUGCCAUGCAACCCCCCCUCUCAUGAAGCCAGAGGUGCAGAUGGAAAAUAUUUACAGCCCAGUAGACACUGGGUUUUAACCAUGUUGACCUAUCUAUAGUGCUCUGGCUUGUAGCAGCAAACACUCCCCUCUUUUUAUACUCAAGUCCACCUUUGUCCACAGUGACUACUGGUGAAGCUCCUGAGAUGGAGUCAAAUUAUUAAUUGAUUGAAUCAGGUUUGAGUUUUGUGUGAAUGGCGAGUCCGAGGAGGGAUGGGCUUCAGCAGCAGGGGCAACAAGUCCAAACCUGUGGAGGAUGACCGGAAUUGGCAGCUAAAUCUUGGCUCCUGAACCCUGUACUGUUAUCUCAGACCCUCUUUAAUGUUUUCUUUGUGCAUUCAGUAUCUGUAUAUUGACACAUAUGUCUGUAUAUUGUCCCAACUGGGUUGCUGUCUUUGUACAUAGUGUAGAAAUUAUGGAAAGGAUUUGAACUUUUUUUUUUUUAAAGAAGAAAAUCAAUGGAAGCUAAAUAUUUUAUUUAAACCCAUGUAAAGUGUUUUUCCAUAUGAUUUUUGUGUGUGUCUGUGUAGGAAAGAGAUGAUGUUGACUGUGCACACGAAUAAAGGAUUUUAGCGAUGUGA
Molecule: messenger RNA, 2301 nt
Organism: Solea solea (common sole)
Lineage: Eukaryota; Metazoa; Chordata; Actinopteri; Pleuronectiformes; Soleidae
Gene: prph2a
Product: peripherin 2a (retinal degeneration, slow)
Exons: 3
Coding region: 351-1385 (344 amino acids)
Biological process (GO): visual perception
Cellular component (GO): membrane
Source: RefSeq, a predicted model, not a curated record